This is a messenger RNA of Paramecium tetraurelia, 1389 nucleotides long. RefSeq lists its product as uncharacterized. The record is from RefSeq and is a predicted model, not a curated record. Gene Ontology annotation, molecular function: calcium ion binding. Lineage: Eukaryota; Ciliophora; Oligohymenophorea; Peniculida; Parameciidae. The transcript has 3 exons.
AUGUCUCAUUAGAGAAGAAGGGAGUAGUUCGAAAAAAUAUCGAAUUCUUUGAAGGAGGACGAUCGAAAGAGAAGGGAAGAAUUAGAAAGGGAAUUUUUGAAAUGUCAGAAGAGAGGCUAAAUGCACACUAAUUCAAUGAUGAAUUGGAUAAACAAACACCAAAAUAAAGCAGAUCCUAAGGCCAAAGAAAUGUAUCGCUAUCUACCUGAAGAAAGACGUAAACACAUUGAGCUUACCCUGCUGUUUGAGAAGUUUGACAAUGAUGGUUCCAAAGCACUAGAUUUUAUUGAAGUAUUCAGGAUGUUCACUAAAUAUGGAAUCUUCAUUACUAAGAAAGAAUUGUUAGAUUUUUUUAAAGUUGUUGACCAAAAUAAGGAUUUCUCUUUAAACCUCCAAGAAUUCAAAGCCUGUUAUUUGGACUCAGCUGCAAGAGAUAUUUUUGCUAAAAUAAUGAAAUAAUUGAUAGAGAGAACACAAUUGACCGAAGACGAAAUUAAUGCUGCCCUAAAUGAAAUGAAUGAAUUGAACAAUUAGAAUAGCAACUAAAAUCAAAAUCCUAUACCUGCUCUUCCUAAAUCCUUUUAGGGAGUCAUCAGUCUGCUCACGUAUUUGAAUACCAGGGAUGAGAUAAAGGAUAAGCUGACCUCAAAAUAAGUCAACAUCUAUGAACAAAUUAAUAAUCUAAAAUAACUAAUUGAGUUGAGUAAUAAAAUCGAUGUUGUUUAGAAGGUGGAGAUUGAAAGAAAGAUCAAGAUAAAAAAAUCCUCAGAGGAUAGAUUAAAUAAAUUUAAGAAUCAAUUAAAGUAAAUUAAAGACAGAGCCAUCCAAACUGGACAGAUGAUGGCUGAAGAAGAAUUGAGACAAAAAAAUUCUGCUUUUUUAAUUACUGUCUAACCUCAACGCAAAUACAAGUAUAGCUAUAAAAGUGAAAACAAAUUCAAAAGAAUGGCACCAAAUAAAUAAGAGGAAUUACAUCUACCUAGCUACUCAGAUUAAAAAGUAAAUCAAUUUUAUGAAUAUAUGAAUAUUAAUAUUCCCGAUCAAUUGAAGAAUAUUAAUAAUAGAAUAUGGACUAAGCUAUUUGAAAACAAUCAAUAAUUAGACAUCAUCCUCUAAAAGAAUAGAAAAAAUCAAUUAGAAUCUUAAAGAACUGAUAGAUUAAAACAGAAGAUUAAAUAAACCUUGGACAACUUAUAAGCUAAUUUUGAAUCUGAUUUCGAUAGUGAAGCAAAUAGAAAACCAACUUUAGAAUCUCCACAAGAAAAACAAUCUGCAAAAUCUCCUAAUUUCUUUACUUCAAGAAAUUUAAUGUCAUAAACUUCAGAAGAUUUUAGGACUGCUAGGACACAGAGAAUGCCUCCAGGAUCCUCAAAAUUAUCUUUUCAUUGA